AUGGAUGAUCUGCAAAUUGUGCCGGUCUACAACAAGGUGGAAGCACAGUACGUAGACAUGAUGGUGCCUUUGUAUUCUUACGGUUGCGAGAAGAAAAUCAAGAAGGCGCUUUCUCAUCUCAAAGGAAUAUACUCGGUGAAAGUAGACUACUACAAUCAAAAGGUUAUGGUAUGGGGGAUUUGCAACAAGCUUGAUGUGUUAGCCAUGGUGAAAAAGAAGCGUAAAGAAGCUCGGUUUUGGAACAUAGAGGAGAAUAAUCCAGAGAGUGUUGAUGAUUCCAUCGUCGUGAAAGAAGACACUAUCAAAACUCCAUUUGAUUCACAUAAAUCAUCGGCUUAUUAUACGUAUUCUUCGUCGUCUCCGAGGUUCAUAAGACCUCCUUUGUCACUAAUUAGAACAUCUUCCUUCACAUGGAAAGCCGUGAAGAAGGUCUUUUCUAGAUCUCUUUCCUUUUGA
This is a messenger RNA of Arabis nemorensis, 456 nucleotides long. Lineage: Eukaryota; Viridiplantae; Streptophyta; Magnoliopsida; Brassicales; Brassicaceae. The record is from the annotation of a GenBank genome assembly.